Molecule: messenger RNA, 1895 nt
Organism: Gasterosteus aculeatus aculeatus (three-spined stickleback)
Lineage: Eukaryota; Metazoa; Chordata; Actinopteri; Perciformes; Gasterosteidae
Product: Na(+)/H(+) exchange regulatory cofactor NHE-RF3
Biological process (GO): protein localization to plasma membrane
Cellular component (GO): apical plasma membrane
Molecular function (GO): protein-membrane adaptor activity; signaling receptor binding
Source: RefSeq, a predicted model, not a curated record
ACAUCGAUGUGUACGCACGCAGUUUGUCAAGCUGCCGCCGCGUUGUGUCUCCUCGACAGCAGGUGAAUGUUUAACCUGAGGGGAGAGAAGGAGUCUCACCUGGAGGCGUCUCUUUAUGGUCCGUGUGAGGUGGACCUUGUUCUUCAGUCCUCCGUCUCAUUGACUCACUCCACGAGGACGAGCACAGGCUGCCAGGAUGCGAUGGAACAUCCACGUUUUACCUUCAACCCAAAAGAAGGGAUUGAUAAUCCAGCUCUGGUCAUCGCCGAUGAUCCUGAGCCUCAGAGCCCCCGGCCCACCCUGUGCCACCUGAGGCGCCUGGAGGGCCAGAGCUUCGGGUUCCUCCUGCGGGCCCACCGCGGCGGCCAGAGGUGUGAGGUCGGCGGCGUGGCGGCGUGGAGCCCCGCGGGGCGCGGCGGGCUCCGGGACGGGGACCGCGUGCUGGAGGUCAACGAGGAGCGGGCGCACAGCGAGGACUUCUGCAGGAUUGUGAGGAAGAUCCAGUCGUGUGGGCUACACCUGGUCCUGCUGGUGCUGAGACGGGACGAGUAUGAGCAGGCCGAGUCUCUGGGUUUGGAUCUGCAGACGCUGGCCAGGUCGUCCAAAGGGGACGGCUGGUCCAGACCCAGACUGUGUCACAUCAGCAGAGACCCCGAGUGUGGCCUGGGGAUGACCGUCACCCGGGUGGACGGUCAGAAGGGGCAGUUCGCCGUGAACACGCUGACCGACGGCCCCGCGGAGAAAGCCGGCGUCCGCUCGGCUGACCGGCUGAUCUGGAUCAACGGGGAACCGGCGUCCUCGCUCUCUCGGUCCAUGCUGAACAGAACCGUGGAGAGGGGCGGGGCCGCGGUGACGGUGCUGGUCAUCGACCCCGAGGGCGAGUCUUGCCGCGUCAGGAGGAAAACGCCCGUCCUGCCGGCGGUGGCCGAAUGCCGCGGCCUGCCGCACGCCUCCAGGACCAUGCGGCUGCACAAAGGGCCCGACGGGUACGGCUUCCUGCUGAGGCAGGAGAAGCUGGGCGGCUCCCAGAGGAAAGUUCAUGUGUUGAGGGAGGUGGAGGAAGGGAGCCCAGCCGAGGCGGAGCUGAUGGAGGACGGAGACCUGCUGCUGGCCGUUAACGGGACCCCCGUCGAGUCUCUGGAGCACGACGACGUGGUCAAAGAGAUCCGACGGAGCGAGGACAAAGUGGUCCUCACCGUCAUGUCCACGCGGGGGAGGGACUUUUACAGAGAGUUGGGGAUUUCUCCCCUGUUGUUCCACGAGGAGGGUUCACUCUGGGACGAGGGGCAGCAGCACCAGACCCAGGGGGACACCCCUCUGAGAGACAGAGGGGGACGCCCCACAAUCAAGGGGACAGACGGACCGGGACAGACUGUGACCCAGAUCAGCCAGGAACUCUGAGCCGAAGCUGUGUGAGAAAAGCUGUCCAGGAGAGAAUGAUUGAGAUGGAGGUCCGACGCCUUGAAAAAGUGGAGUUAUUGCUUCAGUGUGUAAUUAUGCAGCUGCUGGGCCGAGAUGCUCCUCCACCUCUGGAAUUGGAUUGCAGGACUUCUUAGAUUCUCUUCUGUAUUUUUGAGCCAUUUAAAAAAACAAUCAUUUUUUUAUGUGAAGCUUUCUGAAUCACAUCACAUGUCUCUUAGCUGACGCUUUUAUCCAAAUGACUUACAUUGCACUUUUACAUUCAGUUGGGUGUCUUGCUCAGGGGCACUGGCGCAGGCGGGGUUCCAACCGCCAACCCUGUGGCGCUCCGUCUCUACCCCAAUGCGCCGCCGUCGUAUGAUAACGUUAAAUUAUUAAGCGGCAUAUAUUGAUCGAGUAUUUUUCAGAGGCCGAUCCAUGCGAUGUCUUUAUAUGAUGCACUGAGCAUUAAACGUUAAACCCGUUUCAUCAGUACA